Molecule: messenger RNA, 1542 nt
Organism: Leguminivora glycinivorella
Lineage: Eukaryota; Metazoa; Arthropoda; Insecta; Lepidoptera; Tortricidae
Product: lipase lipl-3-like
Exons: 4
Coding region: 286-1095 (269 amino acids)
Source: RefSeq, a predicted model, not a curated record
GCACUUGAUAAUCUGGGAUAUGAUGUGUGGUUAUUCAACGCACGUGGCAAUAAACAUAGCCCAACUCACUCAGAUCUUGCACCACACGUAGAUAAAGCUAAAUAUAACGAUUAUACUUAUGAAGAAAUCGGCUCUUACGACCUUGCUGAGACAGUGGAUUACAUUAUUGCCAAGACUAAAUCUAAGAAGAUACAUUAUAUCGGUCAUUCGUUAGGAGGAACUUUCUUUUUGAUUCUGAAUUCCUUGAAGACGGAAUACAAUGAAAAAUUUGACAGAGCAUUUUUAAUGGCUCCACUUGGGUAUCACACAACUUUUCCCAACACAAAUCUGCAGAAAAUGUUGCAUGACCCUACGUCUUUACAUGAAACACUAAAAAAAGCAGACACGUUCGAAAUAUUCCCGUAUGAAGCUUACGGUCCUCAGCAGGAUAUAGUUGCUGAAAACUGUCUCGGAUCAAUUAAAUUGGAAAGCAUUUGCAAAGAACUGCAUGUGCAAAAAAUCAUGGGUUUAAAAGAAAAAGAUAAUUCAAUAGCCGAUUCGAGAGGUGGAUCUACCAAGACAUUAAUUCAUUGGGCACAAAAUAUCAAGAAUAAAAAAUUUCAUCGCUGGGAUUUAGGGGAAUCAGAAAAUAAAGAAAUGUAUGAUACUAAAGAUCCUCCAGAAUAUCCAUUAAAAGCUAUCAAAGUUCGAACUAAAAUCAUCUAUUCGUCGGAUGACGACAUGGUAAAGGACACGGAUAUUCGGGCGUUGGCUAAACAAAUGAAGAAUGCCACAGCUAGGAAAGUGAAAAGAGCUGGUUUUAAACAUGAUGAUUUCAUUGAUGGACAAUUUGUCAUGGAAGACGUUUAUAACGGCAUUAUACAAGAUUUAGAACACCCAAAGCCUCUCGUUAUACGGACGAAGGAAAAGAAAAGCAACUCCAUAAGUUUCUCGGAUAUUCCGUGGACUGCGCUGCUCGCAUUAGCCGGAAUAGUACUCUGCAUAGCUAUAAGCUUAAUCAAUUGUUGUUGUAAGAAGAAGAAAAAACCUUGUACUUCGGAAAGUCAACAACCGAACCCCAGAGUCUUCGUUCGUCCUAAACGUCCUCGUGUCUAACUUUUGAGAUUAUUUUAGAUUAGAUUAUUACUUCAAAAAGAUAGUUUAGGUUAAGAUACUUCUUCUUCUUCCUCGGUUGUUGGCUGAGGGUCGCGACCACAUGAGGUCGUUAUUUUGUGCAUCAGAGCACGAUUUCCUGCAGUCCUAAUACUAGGUAUAGCCACCAACCCGCAAUUACGACAUCCGAAAUAUCUAUCCUACAUGCACUGCUGCGGUCGCUUGAGGGCCUGUGCAAAAAGUAUAGGCUUUUCAAAACAUUAGUUUUACUAGAACACAAUCCUUUUGCCGUACAGAGUAUAAUGAUGAGGAUGGUUGUAAUAAUGUGAUACUUCCGAAAUGUAGACAAGCUUUUGAAGAUGUUACUAAUUCUUAGCAUAUAGGUAACUUUUGGAACCGCCACUCAUGAAACAGCUGUGUACUUUAUUUAUCAUUAAUAAAACCGUUUAU